Molecule: messenger RNA, 479 nt
Organism: Lobosporangium transversale
Lineage: Eukaryota; Fungi; Mortierellomycota; Mortierellomycetes; Mortierellales; Mortierellaceae
Product: thioredoxin-like protein
Exons: 3
Coding region: 48-455 (135 amino acids)
Biological process (GO): mitochondrial translation
Cellular component (GO): mitochondrial large ribosomal subunit
Molecular function (GO): structural constituent of ribosome
Source: RefSeq, a predicted model, not a curated record
GUUUUUUUUUUAAAUCUUUUCCUUAUUAUAUUCAUUAUAAAAUCAACAUGCCGGCACCUAUGGCCCAUCCUGUCCUCAAGAAUGGCGUUGGAACAUUUAUCCCUCAAUGCCGUCGCCUUGUCUUUCACUACUGCGAACGAAGCGGGAGCUCUCGUGGCAUGAUUGAAUAUGUCAAGAAAGACCUGAUUGAAUUUGCAAAAGAGCACCCACACGUUGAAGUCAUUGUUACACCUAGACCCUCUAAACACCCCGUCAUCCGCGGCUUAUACCUCAAUGGAAAGGACAAGGUCGUGUGCGUACGCAAUAUGGAGCCUAAGGAUAUUGCAGGCAAAGUUCAAUUGUUGAAGGAGUCUGCUGGUAACAGGAUGAAGGUUUUCAAGAAGCCUGUUAUUUCUACUACAGAGUCUGUCCGUGGUAUCUGGUCACCUUUCCACACUACUCCCCAUCAGAUUUAAAAAAAAAAAAAAAAAAAAAAAAAA